Cygnus olor (mute swan) is the source of this 2226-nucleotide messenger RNA. RefSeq names its product chordin like 1 (gene CHRDL1). The record is from RefSeq and is a predicted model, not a curated record. The coding region runs from base 473 to 1843 and encodes 456 amino acids. The transcript has 13 exons. Gene Ontology annotation, molecular function: protein binding. NCBI's taxonomy places the organism in Eukaryota, Metazoa, Chordata, Aves, Anseriformes, Anatidae.
GCUCCUCCCGCUGCUCCCAGUGCCGCCGGGGCUCGCGGGCUCUGCGGCUUCAGCGGGCUGCCGGGGCACGGCCGAGCAUCCUCGGGCCGCCGGGAGCGGCAGGAGGCGGCAGGUGGCCCGGGGCUCGGCGUGGUUCUCUCCCGUCUCCUCGUCCCAGUCUCCUGGGGGUCGGGGACCGGCUGCGGGACCCCCCCGUCCCCGUCCCAUCCCUUUCCCCGGCAGCCCCGAAAGGGCGGGCGGAGAUGCCGGCAACGUGAGCGGGGAGCGGAGCCCCCCGGCCCCAGCCCGGCCCCAGAUGCAGUCUGCAUUAUUUUGAAUGAGCCCACUGAACAUAGAGCUCGCUGAAGAUAGACGUGUUAGUCAGGGCAGAUGUCCAUUUCGUUGUGUUUGGGGAAUAUGUUGAGAACCCCCAGACAGUAAAGCUCAACAUUCUCUACCUUGGAGGCUCUUUCUCUCCCUUUUGUUGAUAAAGAUGAGAAAAAAGUGGAGAUUGGAGGAUUUUCGUUUUAUCUUUUUUGGUGUGGUCUGUCUCCUUUUCGUAGAUGGAGGUAAACUAGAACAAGUAAAACAUUCGGAUACAUACUGUGUGUUUCAAGACAAGAAGUACCGUGUAGGAGAAAGAUGGCAUCCUUACCUAGAACCAUAUGGACUUGUUUACUGCGUUAAUUGUCUCUGCUCAGAGAAUGGAAAUGUACUGUGCAGCAGAAUAAGAUGCCCGAGCCUACACUGUCCUUCCCCUGUGCAUGUACCACAGCUGUGCUGCCCACGAUGCCCAGAGGACUCCCUUUUCUCAGUAAGCAGCAAAAUAACUGGGAAAUCCUGUGAAUACAAUGGCACCACCUACCAUCAUGGAGAAAUGUUUGUGGCAGAGGGGCUUUUCCAAAACAGGCAAGCAAACCAGUGUGCCCAGUGCAGCUGCUCAGAAGGAAAUGUGUACUGUGGGCUGAAGACUUGUCCCAAAUUAACUUGCUCUUUCCCAGUUUCUGUUCCGGAAUCCUGCUGUCCAGUCUGCAGAGGAGAUGGGGAGUUAUCCUGGGAACAUGCCGACGGAGACAUCUUCCGGCAGCCAGCCAACAGGGAAGCUAGACACUCGUACCACCGCUCCCACUACGAUCUGUCGCCCAGCUCCGCCAGGCAGGUGGUCAAUGUUCCACGAUUUCCCAGUGCCAGGAGUAACCGCGGAGUCCUGCCAGAUCCCCAGCAAGCAUCCGGAACAAUCGUACAAAUUGUCAUCAACAACAAGCACAAGCACGGACGAGUUUGUGUUUCAAAUGGCAAAACAUACUCCCAUGGUGAAUCUUGGCACCCUAAUCUCCGGGCCUUUGGAAUCGUGGAGUGUGUGUUGUGCACCUGCAACAUCACCAAACAAGAAUGUAAGAAAAUUCAUUGUCCAGAACAAUAUCCCUGCAAAUACCCUCAGAAAGUAGAAGGAAAAUGCUGUAAAGUCUGUCCAGAAGAAGUGCCAAGUCAAAGCUUUGACAACAAAGAUUACUUCUGUGGGAAAGAGACAUUUCCCGUCUAUGAAUCCGUUUUCACAGAGGAAGGAGAAACCAUCAGAAAAAUUGCAGUAGAGACUGAAAAGCCACCCCAAAUAGAAAUACAUGUGUGGACAAUUAGAAAAGGGAUUCUGCGCCACUUCUACACUGAGAAAGUGUCCAAGAGGGAAUUUGAAGAACUUCCCUACUUCAAGCAGAUAACAAGGACAACCCCUAGCCAGUGGAAAAUAUUUAGCGAGGGAGAAGCUCAGAUCAGCCAAAUGUGUGAAAGCAGAGUGUGCAGGACUGAGCUCGAGGAUUUGGUAAAGGUUUUGUACCUUGAGAAGUCUGAAAAGGGUCACUGUUAAGGGAGACAGCACUGGAGGGAGAAACACAAGAAAACUUAUGAAAACUUGGAUCUGCAGCUGGACUGCAGGCUUAUUUUGCUUAAGUCAACAGUUGCCCUAAAAACCAAAACUAUAAUGCAGUAAUUAUUCACAUCAUGCACAGCAAAUUUGCUGCUUUAUGUGUAGUGGUCUGUGUCAACCAAUUCAAAUAUCUCCUCCAAAAGACUAGGAGGCUCUGUAUUACUGGUGGAAGAAGGAGAAAGAGAGACUGUACUUUCCCAGAGCUGCAUUUCUUUACAAGUUAAAAAAAGAAAACAGAACAUUUUUAUUAUUAUUAUUUGGCAAGUUAUUCAAACUAAUGAAAAGAAGGACACCUAAUAAAUGUGCAGGAGCUAUGGAGAGCA